UCCCUUCCUGAAAAGUGGCUGCACGUUCAUGCUGUUUUAGGGUGCGGAACAUUGGCAUCAAUGCGCAAUCUGUAAGUGAAUAUAGUGAAAUUAUCGGCCAAUUUGUUUUUAAUCGUCGCUGCCCACCCCAGGGGAGCGUGCCUGUCACUUGAAGGUGGGUCUUAUUAAUAUUAAACAGUGACGCGCCAAUGUACCGACUUCGCGCCUCUACUCUUGGAGGCGUCACGUCACGUGAGUGGCCCGUGUUCGUUCCAGCUGAGCGAAAAGAUCGGCCAGUUUGAGCUCAAAGAAGCCUGCUGUACACAGAGAACUGAACAGAAGGGGGUGACCACAAGGGGAAAACGAUUGAGCGGCUAAUGGGAAAAAAAUAAAAACGACAACAUCCAGCCAAUCGCACUACGCAGCAGAAAUUGACUCAGCAACACUUUCCUCGAUUUGUUUUCAUUUGUUAUUUUUGAGACGACGCAAGUUUCUUUGCUCCUUUAAUACUUGAGUUCAACCCAUUAAAGUUAUCGUUUGCAUGAUUGGAUUUUUUGCAUGCACCACCGUCUUCUGGCGGAGCUGUUGGAUCCGGUUAAGUUGUUGCUUUUAUUUCACGGUGGACUUGGACAUAACGUCGCUGCAUCAGUUUGAUUUUUAAAAGUUCAAAACAGAAGAUAAGCUUUCAGCACUUUCUGGAAAUACUAGGGAAUGUUUAUUUUUGUCCACACGACGAGUCUAAAAUCAAAUGUAUUCAGAAGUACUCUCUUUAUUCAAAUAAAGUAUUGAGCCACCAAAGCAUCUAGCGGUCAAGGGAGUUCAGUCCGGCGAACGUUGGAUGAUGGCCAGGCCCCUUUCACAGCUCCUGCCCCCGGACCUCCCCUCUGCCGGAGCGAGCCCGCAGUUUGGCAACAGUAGUCAGGCAGGAGGCUCGCAUGGCGGUGGACACUUAAACUCCGCAGCAAACUUAAAGUCGCUACUGCAGCUCUCCGUGAAGGAGCGCGUCAAAGACUCUUCUGAAAUAAAGGGGAAGGACAGUUUGGAUAUUGAAGAAGACUCUCUUGGUCGCUGUCCUCUGCGCAGUGGCUGCAACAAUGGACUAGUUGGUGACAGCAAUGGAGCAGGCACAGGCAGUUUCUCUAACAGCAAUAACAAUUCCUUCCUGGGCCCGUUGCUAUGGGAACGAACAUUGCCAUGUGAUGGCGGGCUGUUCCAGUUGCAAUACAUGGAUCUUGAAGAGUUUCUGACAGAGAACGGAAUGAGCAGCAUGCACAAUACCUCCAACUCCACCUCCGCUCAGAUACCUUCUCAGAGCCCUCAGUCUGCCAUCCCAAACCAGGGCUCCCAGUGCCUCCCCACCUCCCCCCAACACUGCUCCUCUUCCUCCUCAUCAACAUCAACCACUGCCUCUUCCUCACCCUCUCUGCUUGGGCUGGACAUGCACACGCCACAAAGAAUUCUUGGAGCUGCAGACUGCCUGCACAGCUCUCCGCCAGGCAGCUUGGAGCCAAUGCCCUCACCUUCCUCCACUACCUGUCCACCACUUUCUACUCCGCCCAUCACCAAUUGUAGUGACUUGCCCUUUGACACUGAUCCUGCAGACGUUGCACUGUCAAGUGUGCCUGGACAGGAGGCGUUUGACCCCCGCAGGCACUGUUUCAGUGAGGACGAGCUCAAACCUCAGCCCAUGAUUAAAAAGGCUCGCAAGAUGCUUGUCCCUGAGGACCUGAAGGAUGAGAAGUACUGGAGUCGACGUUGUAAAAACAACGAGGCCGCAAAGCGUUCUCGUGAUGCUCGUCGACUAAAGGAGAACCAGAUCUCAGUACGCGCUUCCUUCCUGGAGCGUGAGAACGCUGCUCUGAGACAGGAAGUAGCCGACAUGCGCAAAGAGCUUGGCCGGUGCCGUAACAUCCUGAACAAAUAUGAGAGUCACCAAAUGGAUCAGUAAGAAAGAAGGGAGGAGGGAAGAUAUCGGGAAAUGAGAUGAUGGAUGAAGAAAACAAUGAAUGUUACUAUGAUAGUCAUGCUAAAAGACAGAGGAAACAGACAAGUGCAUCAAAUAUAUGGAAUAAUGUAUGAAGAUGGCACAAGAGCUCAAGAUUUAAACUGGAGGAAGAGAGCAUGUCAUUUAUUUGUUUUUGUUUCCCAGUAAGGUACAAUGGCAAGAUUUUAAUUAUGGAGAGAAUUGUAUAUUUUUAUAUGGCAGAAAUAUGCUUAAUGGGGAAAGGACAUUUUUGAAAUUGACUUUUGUAUAUUUUCUAUAUCUUUGUGAGGAUUGUUAAGUAGAGACUGAGUGAUUGAGAGGUCUGGUAUAGGUUUUACUGUUAUAUAAAAUAAUUUUAAUGUGCUAUUUUUGAAGCAAUCAACACUUGGGUGAAGAAUUUGGACGAAAGCAAAAAUGAAGGUCAGAAUUUAUAAGACUAGCCAUUCACAGAACUUUUAAAAGUAGAGGAUUGAGAAAAAUAAAUUUCUAAAGAGCUUAAACUGUAAAAUAAUGAGACAAUUUUACAUUUGUAUGGAAAUGUUGUUAAUAUAGAUUUGUUAAAGCACAUACAUUGUAAUGACCCCAUGUAUAAUGAUUUGGCAGAGCUGACAAAGUACAAUCAUAGAUAAGGGGAAAUAGAGAAGGACAGGUGCAUCUCAAUUUUUUGGAGAAAACAAUUCUUAUCAGUCUACUGCUGAUACAUCUUUGUCAUUCUCAAAAGAAAACUGAACAUGCAUUGAAAGAGAGCAUCAUCUGAAAGUCAUGCAUUAAUUAUCUCACAUUUAAUAGCAUUUUUUCCUUUAAUGUUGAACUGAAUAAGAUUAUUUCUCCUAAACGUGAUAUAGCUUGUCUACAAUAUACUCAUCUGUUUUUAUAUAAGUCUGACUCACAGUUACAAACAAAAAGCUGUGAGCAUUUUAGUGGCAGCAUACAACCACAACACACAGCGAAGGAUCUUAUGUGAACUUGCAGAGGCUGUUCUUGCUGUGCAAAAACACAUCUUUGACCUCUAUGGAUUGAAAAUAUGGGACAUGGCUCUCUGAUUGUAUAGAAUGAUUCCUUGUAUUGGAUGCACAGGAAAUUGCAUUUCGAAACAGGUCGAUAUGUAGAUGUUUUGGAAUGUCUGCUUUUGCACCUGUAUAUGCAAACACAAUCAAGCCAAUGAGCAGUCACACUUGAACUGGAACAAUGUUGAAUUCUUACAAACUGAUGUCCAGGAUCAGUCAAAAUGUUUGAAAUUCUGUGGUAAAAAUCCACUUGUUUUGGUUUGUGGCUCCUCUUUAUUUCUCCAGUCUUGUCUGUUUCUUUCCUUAAUGACAGUUAAAGUAAUUUCACUUUUUAUGAAUUGUUAUUGUUCUGAUCAUUAUUACUAUUGCUGUUAAUACUACGAUUGAAUUAUUUUUGUUGUUGUUUUAUUUUCCUUGAUAUUGUCUACUUUCUUAUGCUCCUCUACAGAGAAUACCCAUGUAUCUUCUCAAAUGUGGAGAUUUUGUCACUUCCUGUUGGUUCUAGCAUUCUCCGUCAACAACAGUUGUAAAAGAAUUGUCGCCAUGACAGCCAGGUCAAUUUGUGCAUCUGAGGAACACUUGAAAUAACUGUUGCCCUUGGCGAUCAUAAACUCUGCUUUCCCCACAGAAUUUUUCUCUUUAUUUCUGCACACAUAGCAUUAUAUUGACCCGUCAUACCUUUUGCUGUCUUGUUUUUCUCCUUUUUGUGCAUGUAGGUGUUUGAGCAAACUGACUCCAUUUUUCCUCAGUAAUUUGCUGCCUGUUUUCUCAUCAGUGGCAAUAUACUUUCGCAGAUGGACCUUGGGUAAUGUUGUCCUUUUCUGCACUUUCACAUGUGGAUGACUAUGAACAUCUUGUGUUGUGACUCAUGUUUUUUGAUGUACAAAUGCCCUAAUGCAUCAGUGUUACCCACACUGCACCUAGCCAAAGUAAUGCAGGGGAAUGUAGUCUUUUCUCCAAGACCACAAAUAAACAAUUGUUCUUACUCACUAAACACUAAGAUUCAUUGAUUUGUUUGUCAUUCAUGUGUCUUUUCCUUUGUGUAGUAUUUACCACUCUCUUACAAUACAAUAAUUAAUAAAUAAAAUGUGUUUGAGGGUGUCAA
Molecule: messenger RNA, 4075 nt
Organism: Xyrauchen texanus (razorback sucker)
Lineage: Eukaryota; Metazoa; Chordata; Actinopteri; Cypriniformes; Catostomidae
Product: hepatic leukemia factor-like
Exons: 5
Coding region: 818-1927 (369 amino acids)
Biological process (GO): regulation of transcription by RNA polymerase II
Cellular component (GO): nucleus
Molecular function (GO): RNA polymerase II cis-regulatory region sequence-specific DNA binding; DNA-binding transcription factor activity, RNA polymerase II-specific
Source: RefSeq, a predicted model, not a curated record